AUGAACUCUCUCAGCAUACUCUCUUCAAGGGUCAACAAGGUCAUCGGAAAUACCCCGCCUCCAACACCCCAGACCAACGCCUUUCAUCAGGAGCACCGCCCGACCGAGCUCCUCCGAACACGUCAUGCUGGCGCCGAGUCGUUCUUCGGUAAUCAAACCGUUGUGGAGGAGGAAGAAGAGGAUGGGAGGUGCAUCGAGGAUGACGGGGAAAGCGAGGCGGAACGGGAAGUCGGAGGAGGAGCAGGAGGAGGGAGGAUGCAUGACGACACGAGGGUAUGGCAUAAUGGGAGAGGGGGCGGCAGUGGAGGGGGAGUGGGGGGGUUGAGAGGCCACAUGCACAUGUCGGUCGGGGAACGAAUAUAUCUGGCCAUGUUGAGCCCCUGGUUUGGUGCUGUGCGGUGGAUCAUAUCGACGAUUGCAACGUCUACGCAUUGGCUGGUAGCUUGCGUGUACGACGACGAGGGAGUGUUCUCGCCAUUGAUGCCGUUUCGGAGGGCGGCGGGAUUAGUGCUGCGAUCUUUGGGGAAGGACGGAAACAAGAAGCUCGGGGCCAUUCCGGAGAUAUCGUUACAAGAGCACAUUUCCGCUUCAGCCGACGAUCCUAUACCCGAAAUAAUGUCUUCCGGUACGACCUCGCAUCACCGCGCAAAGUCAUUCGGCGGCGGCGGAGUGGAGGACAUAUCGCCCAGACGGUCGAUACGAAUACGGCUAUACAACGAAGAGACGCAGAAGAACAAAGCUUCGUCGUCCGUGAAAUCACCGACAUCCCCGUCGCCUAGCCUUCGACUCACCAAAUACCCGCGCGCUGCCGGUCCCCCGGUCCCUCUACUCUCGCGAAAACCGUCGACCAAAACUCUGAUACUGGAUCUUGACGAAACCCUGAUCCAUUCGCUAGCGAAGGGCAGCCGGAUGUCGUCGGGCCACAUGGUGGAGGUAAAAUUGGACCGGCAACAUGCCAUUUUGUAUUACGUCCACAAACGACCAUAUUGCGACGAAUUCCUCCGAAAGGUAGCUCAGUGGUACAAUCUAGUUGUAUUUACCGCAUCAGUGCAAGAAUAUGCAGAUCCCGUGAUAGACUGGUUGGAGCAAGACCGCAAGUAUUUCAGCGGACGAUAUUAUCGCCAGCACUGUACAAAUAGAAACGGAGCGUACAUUAAAGACUUGGCUACCGUAGAGCCGGAUCUUUCAAAGGUCAUGAUCAUUGAUAACUCCCCGAUGAGCUAUAUCUUCCACGAAGACAACGCCAUCCCCAUCGAGGGUUGGAUCAAUGACCCAACGGAUAUCGACCUCCUCCACCUGAUCCCGCUGCUGCAGGCACUACAAUACGUAGCGGACGUACGAGCAUUGCUCGCACUGCGGAUGGGAGAAUCACCAUCCUAA
Molecule: messenger RNA, 1380 nt
Organism: Tricharina praecox
Lineage: Eukaryota; Fungi; Ascomycota; Pezizomycetes; Pezizales; Pyronemataceae
Product: NLI interacting factor-like phosphatase-domain-containing protein
Exons: 4
Coding region: 1-1380 (459 amino acids)
Molecular function (GO): protein serine/threonine phosphatase activity
Source: RefSeq, a predicted model, not a curated record